AUGAUUGACUGGUACGUGAAAUUAUUAGUAAAUCAUCCACGUAAAGUAAUAGCAACUGUGGUGUUAUUAUGUAGUACCACUAUUCUUAUACCUUAUUUUAUUGGACGCUUACCAGAGUUUUCACAUCCUGAACUUGGUUUUGAGACACGUGGUACUGAAAUUGGUAAUCGUCAAGUUACUUGGGACAAUUUAAUUAAAGCAUUAGAAAAAGGCACAGAGAUGAUAGAUGAUAUUACAAGAAUACCAACCAAUAUAUUACCACAACAAUAUAAAGAUAUGGACUAUAAAAAAAAUGAUGUUUUAGUUAAUUAUAAGAACUUGAACUCUUAUUUGGAAUCUACAAGUACAGAUUCAAAGAAAUUUCUACCUCAAACAUCUCCAUUAGACGAUGAAAUAUUUGAAGAAACUGAAAUGAUGACUCAACGAAAUGAUAAAAAAAGGCGAAAGAAUAGAUUAGAUUUUUUUUGUUCCAAACCAACAUAUGAUCACGCAAGGGUGGUAUUUACACCCAGUGAUGGUGAACAUCUUUUUACAUACCAAGCAAUCAAGGAUAUGUGUCUUAUACAGCAGAAUUUAGAAAAUUUGGUAGCAUAUAAAGAUGUUUGUGAUGUACAAGACCAUACAUGUUGCCCACCAUGGUCUUUGGUUAACUAUAUUACGUUGUUAAGAAAACAUAAGUCUUGCUCAGAAAUUACACCGAGAGAUAUUAAUGCAACAAUGACAAUACUUGAAGGAUGUACUCAUUUUUAUCAUGACAAUAAGUUAUUUGAAUGGCAAACAGAUCAUACAACAAUACCUCGUCAAUGUAUUCAAUUUAGUGGUGUUUAUAAUUUAAUGCAUUAUCACUUGGAUGUAAAUUUUAUGCCACCACAUGCUUCAACAAAUGUUUUAACAAGUUCAAUGAUGUUUUUACCAUUUGGAAAAGGAUCAAUUGUCCAUGUAUAUGAAGCAAUGAAAGACGCUAAUUUAUCAACGCCAUUAGUUAGAAUUUCAGCAAUUGAUUUUGGUAUUAAAGAAAAGUUAUUUGAUCUUGAGCUCGUCAGGGAUAUAUAUCUAAUUUUCCUGAGUAUUUUUUUCAUUAUGUUAUGUGUAUUGUUUUACACUUGGUCAAUAAUAAUUACAAUUGUGACCCUAUUGAAUAUACUAUUUUCCUUAUCCGUUUCCUAUUUUAUUUAUACAUUUGUGUUUCAAAUAAAUUUUUUUCCGUUCAUGAAUGUCCUUGCCAUAAUUGUACUUAUUGGAGUCAGUGCAGAUUCAUCAUUCAUCAUGUGUGAUGUGUGGAAAGUAAUCAAGCUCAAUGACCAGGCUGGUUCUUUGAUUGAUGUCAUUUCUAAGACAUUAAAACAUUCAUUACUAUCUAUAUCACUAUCCACAACAACAACAUUUUGUGCUUUUGCCUCAUCAUUUCUCAGUGCUAUAAAUGGAAUUAGUUGUUUUAGUAUUUUUUCAGCUAUGGCAGUUUUUGUGAAUUUGUUAAUAACUGUAAGUCUACUACCAUCCUGUAUUGUACUUUUGAGCUCAAAGCACAGGCACAAUAUUGUGUUAUUUGAAGUUGGGCCAGUUAAUAAACUACUUUCAAUGGAGAAAAUGUUACGUGGAAUUCAAACUUCUUUUAAUGCAUGGUUAUUAAAAAUUGUGUUUCGCUUUCGCUGGGUGUGGAUAAUAUUAUUUUGCAUACUGGGUAUUUUGAGUGUAACUAUAAUAUGGAUAUGGCCAGGCAUGAAACUACCAGAAUCUGUGGAAUUUCAGUUGUUUCGAGAGUCUCACCCAUUUGAACAAUAUGAUUUGGUAUAUAAAAAUCAAUUCUGGUUUGAAAGAAUUUUAAGGAUUGAUAAUAAUCCAGAAAAUCGUGUUCCACUGCGCUUUGUCUGGGGCGUGUUUCCCAAUGAUACAGGUAAUCAUUUGGAUCCAGAAGAUCACGGAAGUUUAGUUUAUGAUCCAAACUUUGAUAUAGCACAUCCAAAAUCACAAAGUUGGCUAUUGCAGUUUUGUGCAAAUUUACGUUUACAACCCUUCUAUCGAGCUGUUGGUGGACCACAAAUGACAAAUUGUUUUAUGGAAACUUUUGUUAAGUGGAUGGGUCAUGCUUGUGUAAAUAAUCUUGAAAAAGAUCGAUGGCCAUGCUGUAAUUCUUUUGAGUUUCCAUAUCCGAGAAAUAUAUUUCAUUUCUGUAUUAUGAAAGCUAUGUACAUUGUAUAUAAUACACCAGUUUCCAUAUUUGUCCCUUCUGCAGCUGGACCUAAGUUUUCAAAUCCAUUAUUUCAUUCAGAAAACCAAACACUCAUGCCAAUCAUAAAAGCUGUUGUUGUAGAGUUUGAAAGUAAUUUUAUUUUUACAACAUCCUAUACCGAUAUGGAACUCUUUUAUAAACAAGUUGAGUCGUGGUCAUCUAAAAUGAUGGAAACUGCUCCGCCUGGCCUCAGAAACGGUUGGUUUUACAGUCACCUUGGCUUCUAUGAUCUUCAAAUGACAUUAAUUGAAGACACUAUAACGUCAGCUUUUAUUGCACUUUUUCUUGCUUUUACCAUAAUGUUCUUCGUAACUACAAGUAUUUCAUUAACUGUAAUUACAGUGCUCACCAUAUUUUUUAUUAUAUGCACUACAAUUGCUAUGUUAGUUUUGAUGGGAUGGCAUCUCAACGUCUUGGAAUCAAUCGCUACAUCUGUAGCUAUUGGUUUAUCUGUUGAUUUUAGUCUACAUUAUACUAUUGAGUAUCAGCUGGCUUGUGAAGAUUCACCAAGAGCAACAGCCAUUUCAAAAGCAUUGUCGUUAAUGGCUUGUCCAUCAUUAAUGGGUGCAAUCACAACUGGUGCUAGUGGAGCAUUCAUGUUGCCUUCAGAUGUUUUACCGUAUGCUCAGCUUGGCAUUUUUUUGAUUAUUAUAAUGUUUAUUAGUUGGUUCUACUCAACUUUUUUCUUAGUAUCACUUUUAUCAGUAUUUGGGUCAGAUUAUGAUCAUGGUCCAUAUCCAUAUCGUUGUUGUAAGAAAUUACGUAACAUCAAUAUGAAUGAAAGACAAAAGAAUCGAGCAAGACACACUUCUCCUUUUUCUAAUGUUGCCUCAGAAUCAACAGUAUCGUGUAUAAGCACUGCUAUUGUUAAUCAAUCUCAAGCUCAAGAGUUGGAAAAUUUAACUGUUAUCCCUGUCAAAUUACAACCUUCUAACACACGAUCUGUUACUUCAUGUUUAUAUUUGAAUGUUGAUGAUAAUGAUAUGGUAAAAAAAAAUGAAACUAAUGCCAUACACAUUUAA
Messenger RNA from Macrosiphum euphorbiae (potato aphid), 3252 nucleotides. NCBI's taxonomy places the organism in Eukaryota, Metazoa, Arthropoda, Insecta, Hemiptera, Aphididae. The record is from the annotation of a GenBank genome assembly.